This is a messenger RNA of Melanotaenia boesemani (Boeseman's rainbowfish), 1959 nucleotides long. It is a transcript of the gene tmem178, whose product is annotated as transmembrane protein 178. Gene Ontology annotation, cellular component: endoplasmic reticulum membrane. The record is from RefSeq and is a predicted model, not a curated record. Gene Ontology annotation, biological process: regulation of cytosolic calcium ion concentration; negative regulation of osteoclast differentiation. NCBI's taxonomy places the organism in Eukaryota, Metazoa, Chordata, Actinopteri, Atheriniformes, Melanotaeniidae. The coding region runs from base 110 to 1129 and encodes 339 amino acids. The transcript is spliced from 4 exons.
GUUUCCGCUGUCACCUUGACGCAGUGGUGACUCUCCGUCAGUCGGCAUGACAACGCGCUCUCGAGGGCAAACCAGGAACAGCUGACGAGCGCGAGGAUGGCAGCAGAAGAUGCCCAGUAACGGGGACUGCGACGGAAACGGUACCAACGGCAGAACCGGGUCCUGCUCCAGAACCGGGAACGGUUCGGCUCACGGACCGGUCAUGGAGAGAGCCCGACCGGCCACGGUGAAGGUGUCCGCGGUGAGCCUCGCGCUCAGCCUGCUAUCGCUGCUGCUGCUGGUCACCGCCAUCUCCACCGACCACUGGUACGAGACCGACACGCGCAGACACAAGGAGAACUGCGACCGUCACGGAUCCGACUCUAACGACCAGAAGAACCGGGAGAUGCCUAUCUACCACCUGCCGUUGGUGGACACCGGCAGCGGCGGCGCGCGGCAGCGGAACGUGGCGCUGAUGAAGCCCGUGCAUGUGGGCAGCAGGGAGGAGGAGCUGCUGGAGAACUGGCGGGCCAUCCUGGGGAUGGGCAUCCUGGAGACGGAGUGCGGCAGGCCGCUGUUCUCCACCCACUCUGGCCUCUGGAGGAAGUGCUACUUCAAGGGCCUGGACCCGGACAUCGACAAGCUCAUCGACCGAGGUAUCGCAGAUCGCUGCACCGCUGUGAAGUAUCACUUCUCUCAGCCAAUCAGGUUGAGGAACAUUCCUCUGAACCUGACCAGAACCAUCCAACAGGACGAGUGGCACCUGCUGCACCUGCGGCGAAUCACGGCUGGUUUCCUUGGCAUGGCGGCGGCCGUCCUGCUGUGCGGGAGCAUUGUGGUGUCGGUGGGAUUUUUCUGGGAGGAGAGUCUGACGCAGCACGUCUCAGGGCUGCUCUUCCUCAUGGCAGGAAUCUUCUGCACCAUCUCCUUGUGUACGUAUGCAGCCAGUGUGACCUAUGACCUCUCCAGGAACCCCCCUUUCAUCUACGGGCUCCCAUCGGAUGUGGAUCACGGGUACGGCUGGUCCAUCUGCUGUGCCUGGGCCAGUCUGGGUCUCACUGUGGCCUCUGGCUGCCUUGGAACCACCUUUCCUUUCCUGAGCAGGGCUGGAGCGCUGAGGUCCAAAACCACUCGCGAGUCGUCCGUCUGAGCGGCCGGCAGAAUGACAGGAACCUGGUCUGGACCUUGUUUAUUUAGACUGGGUUCUGGACACUAAGAGCUGGAUGCUGGACGUGAGGUGAAGUCUCCGAUCAGAUCAGAGCUGUCUGCUGGACGUUUCCAAUGACCUCCUCUGGUUUAACCACCAACGGUGUGACAUCACAGCUGGGCGUGGCUACAGAUGACAUCUGUGGCCAGGAAACUGAAUCUUUAAUAAUCAACAUGUAGUCGUUUAUCCAUCUUCAGUUUAUUUUGUAACUGAGGUCAGGUUAGCUGCCGAAGUCUCCUUACAUACGAGGCUUCUUAGUCUCUUCAUCUGUGCUGUCCUGACAACAGAACCUCCCGUUCCAGAGUCCAACCUGAACACCUGAACCCGUGAGAGCAGCAAACGGACCAGACAUCGUAUCAGCCGAUGAUCUCAACCUGCAGACUCUCUGUUUGUUAAAGUCAGUUUAAGUCACGUUUUUCAGGAAACUUUUGAUCUGGACCUUCAGACUCAGGUGUUUCUCAGGUGUUUGAAGGAGUAGAACCUGGUUACUGUUAGACGAUCACACGUCCAAAUCUAAAUUAACUUUGAUGUUCCAUUUAGUUCGUUGGAGAAACUUAAUUUAAAUUUGAGUUAGAGUCUGUCAGAGUCAGAAGGAUCGGCCAGUUAGGAACUGGACUCUGAGUUCUGCAGGUUCAGAUCACAGCUUGUAUAGAAACAUGUGAAAAGUUCUGACCCAGUCAGAGAAGAACUGAACUGCUGUUAAAAGCCUUCUGAUGUGAGCUGAGACAGAACCAUGCUACCAGGUUUUACAACAGAACCACUAAAAACCAACA